Messenger RNA from Anisakis simplex (herring worm), 723 nucleotides. The record is from the annotation of a GenBank genome assembly. NCBI's taxonomy places the organism in Eukaryota, Metazoa, Nematoda, Chromadorea, Rhabditida, Anisakidae.
AUGCAAAAGUUGACUCAAUAUAAGAAAGCAUCUUAUUGGAAUGAGCGCUUCAGCAACGAAGAAACGUUUGAAUGGAUUGCUGAAUGGGAUCAAUUUGCACAUCUAAUUUUACCCCAUCUUGAUGCUAAUCAUAGGUCAGUGAUAAUUAUGCACUCAACCAGUUUUAUUUUUGAUUUCUUUGGAAAUAUUUAUGUAGUUGAAAUCAAUGGCAGAAUAACAAUGAGCAUGAAAUGGAUUUGUGAUGAUAUUCGAACACUCUCGAAAUUGGAUGAUCAAACUUUCGAUAUUGUUAUUGAGAAGGCGACUAUUGAAGCGUUAACAGCUGAUGAAAAGAGUGCAUGGAGUUAUUCAAAUGAUGCGUUAAGGGAUAUUGAUGCUGUUUACAAUUCUGUUUUUCGUACACUGGUCAAUAAUGGAACAUUUUUUUCGAUAUCAUUCACUCAACCGCAUUUUCGUGUACCUCUGAUCAUGAAGGAUCGUCACUGGAGUUGUUGUGUGCAAGAAUUCGGUGAUUAUUUUAGUUUUUUUUGUUAUCGAUUGAAGAAGUGUGAUGCACCGAAUUGGAGUGAUUUAGAACGUUAUCUCAAUGUGGGAUUGGUAGUAACGCCCAAUUUGGAGAAGGUGAAUCAUCGGCUGCCCUCGGAAAGUGGUACGUUCCGUCCCGAGAAACUACCGAAAACGGGAGAAGACUGCUUGACACCUGCGGAAGUAGAGGACUGGUAA